AUGGAUUCGAAUGUGUUACCGAAAGCUCCAGGGUAUCAUACGGGCGAGCACGCAUCCUUAGGAUACAACAGGAGGGACGAUUUCGAAGACACAGUCCGGAGGGACAGUGCACCAGCACCACCGAUCCACGACGUAGAUGGCAAAAGUUUAUCGCACGGUCUGGGAAAUGCUGAUUGUCAAAAUCAGUCAAGCCUUGACAGUGACCUAGAGAAGAAGGGGAGCAAAGGGCAUCCAAGGGCACAUGUCUUCCUUGGAAGACCUAUGUCGAUUAUUCACGAGUUGGCCUUCUUCGUCGUUGUGUCAACGGCCAAUUUUACACCUCAUUCCGGAUUUCACCAAGCUCUCUGUAUCCUUCGCCUUAUAGGUUCUGAUCUGGGCGCUACGAACCCAGGACAACUCGUGUGGCUCAUUGCUGGAUAUGGCCUAACGGGGACGUUCAUUCUCCUGGCAGGCCGCCUUGGGGACGUCUAUGGCCACAAACUCAUCUUCCUCGUCGGCAAUACGUGGUUUGCGCUGUUCUCGCUUGUCGCCGGCCUAUCUGUCUACGCGCCUCGACCUUACGCUGCUUUCCUUUUUGCGCGUAUCAUGCAAGGCCUCGGGCCAGCACUAAUAGUCCCAAACGCUGUGGCGCUAUUAGGCGUCACCUAUGUACCCGGGCAACGAAAGGCUAUGUUGUUCGCCAUCUUUGGGGCCAUGGCCCCGGCUUCUGCUAUCAUCUCGCCGGCAUUUACAAGCCUGCUAGCACUAGCGUGGUGGCCGUAUGCGUUUUUUGGCUUGUCCCUUCUAUUAAUAUUCAUUACUCUUGCCGGUGCACUCGUGAUACCUAGUGAGUUGUCCCCGGAAAAGGUUAGAGUGUCGCCAGGGGGGUUAAAAUCAUUAUGUGCCGAGCUGGAUGUCCCCGGUGCUCUAACUGGGGUUAGUGGUCUUAUUCUCAUCAGUGUUUCCUGGAACCAAGCAUCCGUCAAGGGCUGGCAGAGCCCAUGCGUUCCCGGGCUUCUAAUAGCAGGUGCCCUGCUAUGCGUGGGUUUUAUCUUUGUCGAGAAGUACGCCAGUAAGCCUUUGAUACCACUCGAGGCUGUCAACUCGGGAGUAUUUUUCGUCCUCGGCGCCGUUUUUUGUGGCUGGGGCUGCUUUGGAAUUUAUAUCUAUUAUAUCUGGGGAUUUUAUGAGGUGUUGCGAGGCGCGCCGCCUCUCCUAGCCACGGCAAUGCAUAGUCCAAUCUUGGUCAGUGGUAUUGCAGCAGCCAUCACUACGGGUAUGAUCAUUCACCGUGUAGGACCAGCGGUUGUGAUGGCCCUCGCACUAUUAGCCUUUACCAUCGGCACUACCCUCAUCGCAACAGCCCCUAUUAAUCAGACGUAUUGGACGCAAACCUUCCUCUGCAAUGUGAUCAUCACCUGGGGAAUGGAUUUGAGCUUUCCAGCGGCGACACUUAUGCUUUCGGAUUUGGUAUCUAGCGAGCAUCAAGGCAUUGCAGCCAGCUUAGUUACCACAGUGGUUAACUAUAGCGGUGCGCUCGCGUUGGGCGUUGCUGGAACCGUUGAGCUUCACGUGAAUAAUGGUGGAGUGACCACUGAGGACAUUUUGAAGGGGUACAGGGGAGCCUGGUAGUGAGUAACUCGGAGUCGUUUCGUUCCCCCUUUUUUUGGGUUUUGAGGGAUUGAGGCUCAUUGAGGAGUCUAAUUCGAAACUAUUUUUUUUUUGGGAUAUAGUUUGAACCCCUAUACUUCAAGCAGCUACUGAUUCUCGUCGAACAACAGCGUGGCCAUUGGGCUGGGCGUAGUUGGCCUCGUCCUGUGCUUGAUCUUUGCUUGGAAAUUUUCGAAAGGCCAGAAGAAGACGACUCGAAGUUAAUGAGAAGCGCCACCAUUGCUCUGGGUAUCGGUUGAUGAGACGGGGAUGUUACUACCCGAAAUAUUCUCCGACUAACCUGAUGGCGUUUGCUCGUUAAGUUACUUACAUUUCAUUGAUAAUUCAAUGGGGUGAGGGACAUCCUAGCGAUUCUCGGCAACCAAAGGUAAAUCCUAUUGGUAUGAACAUUUUGUCUUCCAGCAGCUAAUAAAUACCGCUCGCAUUUCAAGCGACGGAAGUGGCACAUAGGGGAUAGUGCGCAAGAGUAAGUAGAAUAGGUAGCCUAGCAUGUAUCUACCUACUCGACGACCAAGACAGUGGCGGGGUGUUCGUCCGAAUGAUCACGGAGUUU
Messenger RNA from Daldinia vernicosa, 2203 nucleotides. RefSeq names its product MFS general substrate transporter. Lineage: Eukaryota; Fungi; Ascomycota; Sordariomycetes; Xylariales; Hypoxylaceae. The record is from RefSeq and is a predicted model, not a curated record. The coding region runs from base 1 to 1611 and encodes 536 amino acids. Gene Ontology annotation, cellular component: membrane. Gene Ontology annotation, biological process: transmembrane transport. The transcript has 2 exons. Gene Ontology annotation, molecular function: transmembrane transporter activity.